AUGGAAGCGACCUUCACGGGCAGCGGUGGUGCAAGAACACCACUGCCUCGUUCUAAGAUUGGGGGGGGGAGAAGAGAUAACUGCCAUCCCCCCUCAAUCAUAUGGUCAACUUCCAUAAAAGGAAAGGUUCACCAUAUGGUCACCAAUUUUUUUGCCCCAAGUACUCAUGAUUUGAUCGUCAAGGAGGAAGAAAAACAAGGCAAAUAUCCAAAGAGCUCUAAUUUUGGUCAAGCCUUGCUUUAGAGGUGUUGUAUGUGAAAACACCCCUUUCCAAUGCAUAAUUAUCUCUUUCUUUACUAGCAAAAAUGUUGGAGGGAGAACCCUUCUUCAACCAUUACCAUAUGAUAUGGAGAACACAACUCAAUGCAAGCUGACCAGGUAAGUCAAAAUUGACCAAUCCAAGAGAUAUCAGCCAAAGUCCGACACAAGUGUUUGGAUCCCCCGCUUCAGAACUGAAUUGGGCAACUCCAAUUUAGAUCCCAAUUGACCAAUUUCAUUGAUCGUGUUGUUUCAAAUGCGUCAUGAGUGCAAUAUCAACAUCACACAUGUAGUAAUGCGACAUAUGUAUGUAUGUAUAUAUAUGCGCGCGCGCGUGUGUGUUAGAAAGGAUUCAAGCUUUUACCAGAUGACUUAAUAAGGAUGUUGUAACCCUACAAUGUGACUUCUACAAAGUAGUCUCUGUCUCGUUGACCUUAAGGUUUUUCCCUCACUCUUUCACCUGUGAACCCGACUUUCUAUCACAUGCUAGAAUAGUUUCACUUGAGUGGAAAAGGAAUCACCCCAUUUCUAAAUGCAAGUGCAUGCAAAGAGCAAAAUGGUAACUUUGAUUUUCAGGUGUCACCCUCCUAGAAUCCCUUCACUCAUUAUCUUUCUCUGAUUCCAGUAAAGAUGUGUGAUGUUGAUAUUGCACUUCACUUUCCACCCUCCGUUAUUCUUCCUUCCCAUACCCUCUCUUUACUUCAGCCUUCUCAGUCACUCCCUCUGCGUUCUUUCCAACUUCACCUCACCCAUCAAUCAUUUGUUUCUCUCUUUCUCACCUGUGACACUUUCCAGUUCUCAGUAUUCACCCUUGCACUGCUCCCUCCCUCCCCUUUUUCCGUUUCUCUGUACCUCUCCUGCACUCCCAGACUCUAUUUCUUCAGUCUCUUUAUCGCAAACUUACCCCCUUUGCACUCCCCCACAUCCUCAGUCCCUCACUCAUUACCUCCAGAACUUACUCUCCCCCUCUCCCUCACUAUUUCUCUCUUCCGAGCAUUCAUCCGUGUAAUCAUGUUACUUUACCUAGCAGAUGGAAUUUAAUUUUUAGAAAAAUAAAGAAAAUACAAUAUUAUCGGUCAAUAAUAUCGGACACCUCUAACAAGUAUUCAACGUCAACUGCGAUUAUUCAUAAAUCUAGCAGAAUUCAUUGAUACCACAAUAUUUUGAUCAAAUUUAUUCAACCUCUAGAUUUAUAGAACACGAUAAAAGGCUCUGGUGGUAAGACGACACAGCAAAUGCAACAGCCACGGUACCUCUACUCACACACUGAAGUAAACAAAGAACGACAACAGCAUUCGUAACGGUAAAGAAACCCGAAUCCGACCCUGAUAAAAUUGCGAAGUCAAAAGUCAACUAGAAACACAAGAGAGGGGAAGGAAUGACACUGUCCUUUCUGCAAAACGCGGUAGCUCGGCUUUAUAUGCUCAGGAAGGCACUGGUCUAGAACCGCAUUGCCUUUCUUUGUUGCCGUCACCAGUUUCUCCUCAGUCACGGUAAGAUCUAAUCAUGAUCGGACAACAAGUCAACGUAAAAGCCAAAUAUUCCGUGGUGACACCUUCAGGCAAAUCUUUUCCUUCCUACUCCACAUGGGCGGAAAAUCUCUCUACGAGUUCUCCCUUCAACCCGUUUGUAGGAAUUCCACGCAUUGCAGCCUGUUCCCAACGGAAGAUUCCGGGAGCAGCACCUUCCUGAAUACUUUCUCGUCUUCCUUCCUCAGUGCCGCAUCCAGCCUCCGGACCUAAAAUGUCAAUAGGCGACAGGCCAUACAUCGGUACAGGAGAAAUCACUUGGAGAAUACAGAGUGAGAGAGUGAGAGUGAGAGAGAGAGAGUAAGAUCAGAUGAGUGCUCACGAGAGUUUCGCUUGGCGCCGGUGGAUUCCAGGCCGCGAAGCUCUAGCUGUGCUCGCAACUCCUCCACCUCGAGUUUUUCCGGCAUUCCUGCUCGCAUCAGGGGGGAGGAGAAGAAGCAGGAACAGGAAUUCAGUAGGAGCGAAAGAGCGGUGGGGGAUCUAUGACGGCGGAGAAGGUGAGCUCCUCAAGAAGGCCGUCAUUCGGGUCUCCGAAGCAGUCCGGCCCUUCUCGAAACCGCGAUCUUCCGCCGCAAGGAGACGGAGGACGACGGAAUAAGUCAAUGGUCAGAGUCUUUGGGUCAGCUUAA
This is a messenger RNA of Spirodela intermedia, 2416 nucleotides long. The record is from the annotation of a GenBank genome assembly. Lineage: Eukaryota; Viridiplantae; Streptophyta; Magnoliopsida; Alismatales; Araceae.